ACUUGCCUUUACCCUUUUCGAUGAUUCCUCCAAGAACCUCGUCUGAUGCUGAAAAGCUCCUCUUUUUGGCUCUCUCCGUUUUCACCAUCAUCUCAACCUUCAGGGAUGGCCCUCGCAUCGCAGUGGCACAGAGCAGUAACAACAACAAUGCCCAAACGAUCCCAGUGAACGUUGGGGUGAUUCUUGACCUGGAGACGUGGAUGGGUCAGAUGGGGUUGAGCUGCAUUAACAUGUCUCUCUCUGACUUCUAUAGUUCAAACCCUUCCUACAAGACCAGGCUUGUCCUCAACGUUAGAGACUCCAAACAAGAUGUGAUUGCUGCUGCUGCUGCAGCACUUGAUUUGAUAAAGAAUAAGCAAGUCCAAGCCAUAAUAGGCCCUCAAGGUUCAGUACAAGCAGACUUCAUCAUUGACCUUGGAAACAAAUCUCAUGUGCCCAUCAUCUCUUUUUCCGCUACUAGUCCGUCCCUCAGUUCGAUUCGGAGUCCAUGCUUCAUUCGAGCCGCACAAAAUGACUCGUCCCAAGUGAAUGCCAUAAGCGCGGUCGUGCAAGCCUUUGGCUGGAAAGAAGCUGUCCUCAUAUAUGUGGAGAACGAGUUCGGAGAAGGCGUCAUACCUUCUCUUACUGAUGCUUUGGAAGAAGUCGACACGCGAGUGUCCUAUAGGAGCCUCAUACCUCCUUCGGCCACGGACGAUCAAAUCCUACGAGAACUCUACAAGUUAAAGACGAUGCAAACGAGGGUCUUCAUCGUGCACAUGUCAACUAUCCUUGGUUCUCGACUAUUUGCCAAAGCAAAAGAGAUAGGAAUGAUGAGCGAAGGUUAUGUGUGGAUCUUGACUAAUGGAAUUACUGACCGAUUGAAUUCGAUGGAUUCGUCUGUUGUCACCGGUUCGAUGCAAGGAGUGCUGGGCAUCAAGACUUAUGUCCCGGACACGCAAAACCUAGACAACUUUACGGUACGAUGGAAGGUGAAAUUCCAAAAAGACAACCCAUCCGUCCUUAAUCCUAAGUUGAACAUUUUCGGAUACUGGGCUUAUGACGCUGCUUGGGCUCUGGCAAUGGCUAUCGAGGAAAUGGGUGCUGUAAAUUUUACCUUCCAAGCGUUAAAUGCUUCGACAAAUGCGACGGAUCUUGACACUAUUGGGGUCUCUCAAAAUGGUCAGAAACUUCUCCAAAAACUAGCCGACACGACAUUCGCAGGCCUCACUGGAAAUUUUAGCCUCGUCAAUGGGCAGCUAGAGUCGUUAGCAUUCCAGAUUGUUAAUAUCAACGGAAAUGCAGCAAGACGGAUUGGGUUUUGGACGCAAGAAAAUGGGCUACUAAGAGAUUUGAAUUCAUCCAACAUAGGCAAAUAUUCCACUUCGAAGAGUAAUCUCGGAUCAAUAAUAUGGCCAGGAGAUUCGACCUCUUUUCCUAGGGGAUGGGAGAUUCCAACGAGUGGGAAGAAGUUAAAAAUCUUAGUUCCCGUAAAGAAUGGUUUCAAACAAUUCGUGACGGUGACUCAUGUACCUAGCACAAACACAUACAGCGUUACUGGAUACUGUAUUGACAUCUUUCGAGCCGUGAUAAAAAAAUUGCCUUAUGAUGUGGUUUAUGAACUUAUUCCAUUUGCCUUGCCAAAUGGAAGUAGCAAUGGCAGUUAUGAUGACAUGAUUGAUCAAGUAUAUAACCAGAACUAUGAUGCAGUGGUGGGGGAUACAACGAUCAUUGCGAACAGAUCAUCGUACGUAGAAUUCACCUUACCAUACACCCAAUCCGGUGUUUCGAUGCUCGUGCCAUACAAGGACAACAAGAGCAAGAAUGCUUGGGUUUUCUUGAAGCCCCUCACCUGGGACCUUUGGCUAACAACCGGAUGCUUCUUUGUGUUUAUGGCAUUGGUCGUGUGGAUUCUCGAACAUCAAAUCAACGAAGAUUUCAGGGGUCCAGCAGCACACCAAGUUGGCACGAGCUUCUGGUUCUCGUUUUCAACCAUGGUCUUUGCACAGAGGGAGAGUGUAUCAAGCAAUCUAGCAACAUUUGUUGUGAUAGUGUGGGUUUUUGUGGUACUUAUACUAACGCAAAGUUAUACUGCAAGUUUGAGCUCUCUUUUGGUGGUGCAAAAUCUUCAACCAACUAUAGCUGAUGUGGAUCAGCUCCUAAAGAGUGGAGAAAAAGUGGGAUACCAGGAUGGCUCUUUUGUUCUCGAAAUGCUAAAGCAAAUGAAGUUUGAUGAUUCUAGACUUAUAUCUUAUCAGUCUUCCAAAGAAUGUGAUGCGCUUCUUUCCAAUGGAAGUGCAAAGGGGGGGAUUGCAGCAGCAUUCGAUGAAGUCCCCUACAUUAAACUAUAUUGCAACAAAUAUACUAUGAUCCCGACCUUUAAAACUGCUGGAUUUGGCUUUGUUUUCCCUAAAGGGUCUCCGCUAGUGUCGGAUAUUUCGAAAGCAAUCCUCAACGUAACUGAAGGGCCUGAAAUGCCGGAAAUCGAAAACAGGUGGCUUACAUCAAAAACCAGCUGCCUUAAUUCGACUAACUCAAUUUCUUCUAGCAGCUUGAGUCUUGAUAGUUUCCGGGGCCUAUUCUUGAUUGCUGGAGCUGCUGCUGUUUUAGCUCUCCUCAUUUUCAUGGUCAGGUUCUUCAAAAGAAAUUGGCAUGUCGUUACAAGUUCCUCAGGUACAAUGCGGGAGAGAAUUGUUGCAUUGGGAAGAAGAUUUCAUCAAAGAGACCUCAACUCCCAUACUUUUAGGAAAGCUAGAUUUAGAGAUAGAAAUAUGGAAGAUGGUGCCAAUGAGAUUGCAGCUGUUGAAAUUAUAGAACAUACCAACUUCCCCCCGCGUCUGUCAAGCGACUCCAGCAAAAUUGACGUUGUCUUAAUCAAUGAGCAGGGGGCACCAUCUGCAGGGCAAGGACUUCCUAAUCAUGUAGUCGAAGGGUGCCCCGAGAUAACAAUAAACGUCGAGCGUACCAAUGUAAAUUAAGAGACGUAGAUACCUCAAGAACCGUAGAUACUAGACUUUAAUCCUUGACUAGUUGAAUUCGAUACUUCUAGAUUACAAUAUCUUCCCUCUCACUCUCUUCUCAUGUAAUGAAUGCCAUUGAAACUGCUUGUUGUCUAAUCUCAGACAGUAUAGACGAAAGACAGAUGCUUUUCAUUCAGCAGAGCCAAGUUAUUCA
Molecule: messenger RNA, 3150 nt
Organism: Eucalyptus grandis
Lineage: Eukaryota; Viridiplantae; Streptophyta; Magnoliopsida; Myrtales; Myrtaceae
Product: glutamate receptor 2.7
Exons: 5
Coding region: 21-2954 (977 amino acids)
Cellular component (GO): plasma membrane
Molecular function (GO): glutamate-gated receptor activity
Source: RefSeq, a predicted model, not a curated record